UAUUUUGUGAUACAUAUAUUUAUCGAACACAAUGAUUAAAUAUGUAGUAACGAAUACGUCACCAGGUUUCGGCAAAUUACCUGAUAAACAGAUUUCUAUCAGAUUUUAUUUCCAAAACAUUUGGUUCAGUAAAACACUAUUAAUUCAUCGAAAAAGUAUUUUUGGCUUAUUCUUAAAUAAAAACUUGAGGCUCGUACAGAGCCGAUUUUGCAACUUGGCUAGUCAUACAAAUUCAUGCUAUAUAAAAAUUUAUUAAUACACUGCACUUGAAUAACAAGUACAAGAAACUAAAGAAAUUUUAGUUUGAUUAUUUAUGCAAAAAGCCUCUGACGUAAAUUAUUACGCGAUUUAUUUUGUUACGUGGCCGUAGUUUGGAAAUACAAAUCGCAGUUUCGCCUGAACACUACCAGGCGUCCCUGUAUUAUGCUGCACACUGAACGCGAUGAGCGAUGAGUGACCAAUGGGAGCUCUGCUUUUCAAACUUCUCUAUCUCUAGCAGAGCUGUCAUUGGAUAUCGCUCAUCGCUCAUCGCCCAUUGACUCCAGUGUGUGUACAGCGGCCAUUUUUGUAACAGCCUUUAGCUUCUAGUAAUUUUAGGAAUUCCUGCAAAUAAUAUUGUCCCUAGUAGUUUCCCUAAGAAAUACAUCUUUCAAGCGCGUGCUGGUGGUAGUCGUGGCAACAUUUGCGCGGAACUGCGUUGCAUCGCUGUCAAAAACAUACUUUUGUAAUCUCUGAUUUGUUUUUAUCAUGCGUGUAUUUGUUACGGUAUUGCAUCAUUAUCCGUCGCUUACCUUCAGUAUAAUAACUGCAGGAAAUCCCUGUUAGUUUCUGCAAUCAAGUGCUUAGCAAUCUUGAAGGUUACUCCUUAUUUUCCUUGUGCAUCUGCUGUACAAAGGAAGUAAUUGGAACACCAUGGCUACAACUGUGGUACUGAAGCGUUCGGCUCGGUUAAGGUCUCGUAACCAAUCCAUUACUGUUCUGCCUGAAAUAAAGCGUAAGCCUAAAAAGGUUACCACUGUCAAUAAAAGCAUACAGAAAGUGAAUGUUAGUGCAAGAAGAUUGCGCCCACGUCAGAGUAAAAGAAACUAUUGUGACGAUUCAACAUUAUUGCAAAAGCAUGUUCCCACACAGCAGCAUGAAAGUGUAGUAAUACUGGAAAAGUUAGAUAUCGUCCAAAAAAAAGUACCCAUAUAUAAAACUUUGAAAUCUGAAAAGUCUUUGGAGGAGAAGAGUGAUGUAUACGAUUUCCCAUUUGAUCCCAACGACAUGAAAGAGAAAAUAAAGAAGAAAAAGAGAAAGCUGAGGAAGAAGAACGUUAACAAAACUGGAAACAAAGUGACUAAGAAAUCCAGAGUUAAGAAAAAAAUUGAACUAUCAAAGAGAGAACCGACAGAAUCAGGAUCAAAGGAGAGAGAAGAUGUACAGAUCAACAAGAUUGAAGCACCAAGAAUAGAUGCGGAUGUCCAAACAAAAAAAAGGGAAUCAGUGAAAAACGAUGUAGAGAAGAUUGAAACAGAUAGAAUAGACACAGAUAUUCCAGCAAUAGAAGAAACAAUCGGUAACGAAGAUAUUGUAGAGCCGAUUGUAGCAUCGGGGAUAAAGAUAGAUGUUCAGGUAGUAGAAGAAUCAGUAAAAGAAGAUAUUGUAGGCGAAGCUGGAACUUCACAAACAGAUUCAAGCAUUCAGAGUAUGGGAGAAACGAAUUCUGAGAAGACAAUUGCGAAUCAAAACAAAAAACAAGAUACAAAGAAGCCAAAAAUUGUAUCUAUCGAGAACGCAAAUAAUAUUGUAGUGACCAGAACAUCGCCCAACAAGAGCAAAGAUUUAGACGUUUGGCCCUUUCGGCCAAAGAAUAUAUUUGAUAAUAAAACCUCCAAGGGACAAUCUGAAAACACACUAAAUUCUUCAUUAUUAACGAAAGCUUUAUCCCCCAUUAUGAAGGUAUCCAACUACUUGGAUCUUGGAAGUCCCUGGCGACCUCCAACAUUCCCAGUGUUUUCUCAAGCAAAACACUUUGUUCAAAGCACACCAAACGUGAGCAUGAACAAUGAAAAUAUAGAAGAGGAUAAAGAAAACUUGCAAGUAAAUAAGAAAAGUAAAUACCCGAAGAAGAAAGAAAAGAAGAAACCAGUUGCCUUUUCCAAGAAACCUUUAAUUCCGAGAGAAUUUCCCACUGAUCAGAAUCUAAACAAAAUUAAAACAGUACCAGCAAGCAAAACUGUUGAACAACCGGCACCUUCCAGAAUUUCAUUGCGGAAAAUAAGAACUUUGUUCCAGAAGAAACCAAAUAAUGAUAGAGACAACAAACAGGUGAUGAAUGAAACGCAAACUGAAACUGAUAAAUCACCUGUAAUGCAAAGAGACAAACAGCUAGCAAAUUAUCUAAAUUUUUCCGAUACUUUCGACGUUAUGUCUGAAUCAGAAAGAUUGUCGAACAUUGAACCCGCUCCUUUAUUUGUCGAUUUGGAACCCUCAUAUUUCUCAAAGCCGCCGCAACAUUCGUAUAAACGAAAACGUUGCGUCAAGUUUGACUUCUUAGAAGAUGACGAAGAAGAUGGUGAGGAAAAGCAUGUUGAAACACACAUGAAGAAGAAGAAGCUUACAAAACCGGAGAAGGAACACCAGAAAGAAAUGAAUGAUUGGGUAAAAUCGAUCAACAGUACAUUUGAAGAAAUUGACAAUUAUAAUUUGUUAAUUGAGUAACAUAUGUAAUACUUAAAUUAUAUUACAACACGUUAAAAUUUAAAAAAAGGAUACCUGAAAGUUCAAAACUAUAUAAAGCAAGGAGCAUAUUUAAUACUUAAAUUUUACUUGAUUAAAUGUUGCUUUUUUAAAUUCUUUAUGUAAGAUGUAUAACUAUGACACUACUGAAGCUUUCUUUUUAUGUAGUUAUAUAUUGUAAACACAAUCACAUUUAAAAUCGAACACAACAUUUUUAUUUAUAAUAAAAGUGAGAAUCUUAAAUAUAAUGAUUUAUUUUCUAGAAUUAUUAAUUCAAGUAAGAAUUGCCUUUUUCUUUUCUCUAUUACAAGUCGUUUUAUCAAAUGAGUGUUUCAAAGAUACAUGCUUUUAUGUAAUUUUAUACUAGAUAAAUAUAUUUUUACAAUUUUAUGAUAAAGCAAACAACUUUAAAUAUUUAAAUAAUAAUGGUAUUUAUAAUAAUUCGUAUAGAGAGUUACGAUAAUGCAAUAAACUAUGUUAACAAGUAAGAUAUUUAAAAUCAUAUUGUAUUAUAUAAAUAGCUAUUUCUCUACGUUGUACAUAAUAAACUAUUCUUAAAUUC
This is a messenger RNA of Ooceraea biroi (clonal raider ant), 3283 nucleotides long. RefSeq lists its product as uncharacterized. NCBI's taxonomy places the organism in Eukaryota, Metazoa, Arthropoda, Insecta, Hymenoptera, Formicidae. The record is from RefSeq and is a predicted model, not a curated record.